GUCAUCCUUGGCAAGUACACCUGGCUUUCCUAUGAAGAUGUAUACAUUAAAGCUGUUAAUUUUGGAAAUGGCCUAGCAGUACUGGGUCAGCAACCAAAGACUAACAUUGCUAUCUUCUGUGAGACAAGAGCUGAGUGGAUGAUUGCAGCCCAAGCCUGUUUUAUGUGCAACUACCAGCUUGUUACUCUGUAUGCUACUCUGGGAGGCCCAGCAAUAGUACACGGGCUAAAUGAAACAGAGGUGACCACCAUCAUCACCAGUAAAGAACUGAUGCAAACAAAAUUGAAGGAGAUAGUUUCCCAGGUUCCCCUCCUGCGACACAUCAUCACGGUGGAUGGGAAACCCACCACGUGGUCCGAGUUUCCCAAGGGUGUCAUUGUCCACACCAUGGCUUCUGUGCAAGCCAUGGGGGCCAAGGCAGAUCCUGGAAACAAACCGCAGGCCAGGCCUGUGCCCUCGGAUAUAGCUGUGAUCAUGUACACGAGUGGAUCCACAGGAGUUCCCAAAGGAGUGAUGAUCUCCCAUUGCAACAUAAUUGCUGGGAUAACUGGAAUGGCCGAGAGGAUUCCAAAUCUGGGGGAAAAAGACAUCUACAUUGGCUAUUUGCCUCUUGCCCAUGUUCUGGAGCUCAGUGCUGAACUUGUGUGUCUGUCUCAUGGGUGCCCCAUCGGUUACUCUUCACCUCAGACAUUAGCUGACCAGUCCUCUAAAAUAAAGAAAGGAAGCAAAGGUGAUGUUACUACACUUAAGCCAACCCUAAUGGCAGCUGUCCCAGAAAUCAUGGAUCGGAUCUACAAAAAUGUCAUGAACAAAGUGAAUGAAAUGACCUCUUUCCAGAGGAAUCUAUUUAUAUUGGCCUACAACUACAAAAUGGAACAAAUUUCCAAAGGUUACACAACCCCGCUCUGUGAUAGCCUCAUCUUCCGGAAGGUGCGGCUGCUGCUGGGGGGCAAGAUCCGCGUGCUGCUCUGCGGGGGGGCCCCGCUCUCCGCCGCCACCCAGCGCUUCAUGAACAUCUGCUUCUGCUGCCCCGUGGGGCAGGGCUACGGCCUCACCGAGUCCGCCGGCGCCGGCACCAUCACCGAAGUUUGGGAUUACACUACAGGGAGAGUGGGAGCACCUUUGGUCUGUUGUGAAAUCAAGUUAAUGAACUGGGAAGAAGGUGGCUAUUACAACACUGAUAAACCGUAUCCCAGAGGUGAGAUUCUUAUUGGAGGGCAGAAUGUGACUGUGGGCUACUACAAAAACGAAGUACGAACCAAAAAAGAUUUCAGUGUUGAUGAGAAUGGGCAGAGGUGGCUCCACACUGGAGACAUUGGAGAGUUUCAUCAAGAUGGUUGUCUAAAAAUUAUUGAUCGUAAAAAAGAUCUUGUAAAACUCCAGGCAGGAGAAUAUGUUUCUCUUGGCAAAGUAGAAGCAGCUCUGAAGAAUCUUCCCCUGGUAGAUAAUAUUUGUGUGUAUGCAAGCAGUUUCCAUUCUUAUGUCGUUGGAUUUGUUGUGCCAAAUCAAAAGGAGCUUGCAGAACUAGCUCGAAAGAAAGGAUUUAAAGGAACGUGGGAAGAGAUCUGUAACAGCCCUGAGAUGGAGAAAGAGGUGCUGAAGGUGCUCGCAGAGGCUGCCAUGGCAGCUAACCUGGAGAAGUUUGAAAUACCAGUAAAAAUUCGUUUGAGCCCUGAUCCUUGGACCCCUGAGACUGGUCUAGUGACAGAUGCUUUCAAACUGAAACGCAAGGAGCUUACGGCGUACUAUCAAACGGACAUUGAGCGGAUGUACGGGAAACAUGUAAAAUAAGUCUUCUUUUGCUGCACCACUUUGCUGCAACGAGCUUGGAUCAAAUAGGAAAUACUUGAAUUUGCCUGUCUCAACACUUGAGAUCAACACUCAGAGCCACCAUUCCUCAUCUGCAGCUUAAACUGUUCUUCCUGAUAACGUCACCGUGAUGACUGGCGAGUUGAGUAAAAUGUUACGGCAGCAAACUCGUGUCUGUCUCCUUUUUUUUUUUUUCCAGUUUUCUCUGCUACCUUUUCAGUCUGCGGAUUUUCCCGAGGCUUUUUGGGAAGCCGUGAUUCUGAAGCCUCAAGUUUUUAAACAUUUAUAAAUCCUGUAUAAUGUUUUAUUUGUAUCUUUAAAAUUUGGAUGU
This is a messenger RNA of Merops nubicus (carmine bee-eater), 2140 nucleotides long. It is a transcript of the gene ACSL3, whose product is annotated as acyl-CoA synthetase long-chain family member 3. The record is from RefSeq and is a predicted model, not a curated record. NCBI's taxonomy places the organism in Eukaryota, Metazoa, Chordata, Aves, Coraciiformes, Meropidae. Gene Ontology annotation, molecular function: long-chain fatty acid-CoA ligase activity. The transcript has 13 exons. Gene Ontology annotation, biological process: long-chain fatty-acyl-CoA metabolic process; long-chain fatty acid metabolic process; neuron differentiation. Gene Ontology annotation, cellular component: lipid droplet; endoplasmic reticulum; plasma membrane. The annotation marks the transcript as partial.